UUAGCAAUUGAGAAUGUGCCGCUCUCCCAAGGCCCAGCAGCCAUCCAUUGCUGGUGCCUCAGCUGGGAGACUUGAUCCGGUCCCCGCCCAUGCUGAGAGUUGAGCUGCUCUGGUCUCUUGCCAGUCUUACGCUUGCAGUCACAGCAUCUUCGAGGUACUUGCGACCCUGUCAUGUCUGGCAAACUGAUUGAUAACGCACAUGCUCUCAAUCUCACUGCCUGCUUCCUACUGAGAAGCACCCCACCAGGCCUCCCCAGAGGCCCUGCCUCUUAAAAGCUCCCACCAUCUCUUUAGUUCACACUGAGAGCUAAACUUUCUGCAUACUGCCUUUUUACCCAGGAGCCCCACCCAAACCCUAGCACACACUCAGCCAAGGAAGCCAGGCAUGAUGGCAGAAGCUUCAGACUCCUGCCAAAGCAAUUACAUAUCGUACUUCAUUCCACACUGCCAAGGGCAGUGGUGGGGACCCCCCUGGGGCCUCCCCAGGACUCCUUCCUCUCAGCAAGCAUGCACAACACAAAUCUAGUGUAGAUGACUAGCACCACACUGAGCCACCCAGAUAAGGGUUUGUUGUGUGUGUUUGACAGAGGCUGCUCUUGAACUUGCAACAGUCCUCUGUUGCCAUAUUUUUUUAAAACUCCUAUUUACAUUUCUUAUAUCUCCUCUUCCUGCUCUACCCCAAUCCCUUCCAACACUACACCACCAGUUUAGAGAGAGAAAGAGCUAGUGGGAGAGGGGACAGUUCUUUCAGCUGCUCCCUGCUGGUUAGGGUCCUCGGGUUCCUUGAGCCAGUCCCCAGUUUUCGCGUCACUACAUCAGCAGCAAGCAGGAGCAGCCUUGUUCUUUCUCAUAGCUCCCCAGCACUCCCUGGGCCCUGGCAUUUGUUCUCUCUCCCUCGGAUUUAUGCUGUCUGCAGCUGGCAGAGCUCAGAGCCCACAUGAGGCAGGUAGUCUGCUGCUGUGGACCAUCUGAAUCAUCCCACACUUGAGAUUAAAACAAUUGUGAUAAUCUGGUAAGCAGAGGUAAUUGGAGCUGCUCCUCUGGCGGCUCAGUUCUAGAUUAACUUUUAUUUCUCCUUGUUAAUAUCCACAACAGUCCUACUGACUCAGCUUCUUUGCUGCUGGAAUGACAGGCGAUUUUCACCAAACCUAGCUGACUUUGUUGUGAGCCCUUAGUGUGUCUUGGGUAAGAGGAAGCUGCUGGCUCGUGUCAUUGUGGGUCACCACUCCUCUACCACGCAUGCCAUGACGGAUCCCAGCUCCCACCACACAGGCCUGUAGCAAGCCAAGAAGAUGGGGGUAGGGAAGACAACCAAGAGGUGGACAGUAGUUACAAAGACACUUCUAGGUCUUUCUAGGUCCUUCUGUCGGGGCUGAAGAAAUGACUGGGCAGUUAAGAGCUCUUGCUCUUGGCUGAGGACCUGGUGGCUCCCUACCAUCUUUAACUUCAGUCCCAGAGGAUUGACAUACCCUCUGACUCCAACACAUGCAGGCCAGACACCCACACACAAAAACUCUCCUAGCUGCUUCAUAACUGGUAUUCCUGUAGCACUAGUUGGCCCUCAAAAGGAACUUAGCACAUCUGGUCCUGCCAAGAACAGGAGGAUGUGUGGUCCGGGUUCACUUCAGCAUUCAUAGAGCAGUGUGCAAGGACAAGGCCUGGUGCCCAGAGUGUGAUGAAAAUAAUAGCUCGUGCCUUCAGGCAAAGAUGCUUUUCAGCAACAGAAGGGUAAUGACAACAAAAAUAUCCAAGGUUAAAAGGGCGUUAAGGAGCAGAUGGUGAAGCCAGGUGCGGUGGCACAUAUCUGUGAUCCCAGCACUGUGGGAGGCAGUCAGGCAGAUCUCUGAGUUCAAGGCCAGCCUGGUCUACAAAGUGAGUCCAGGACAGCCAAGGCUACACAGAGAAACCUUGUCUUGAAAAAUAAAAAAAAAAGGAGUAGAUUAUGGGAGCCACACAGCUCCUUCCGAGCACUGGGGAAGGGGGGGUUAUCCAGUGUGGGCUAUAUAUGGGGUUGGGGGAGGCCUUUUACAUUUUUUGUGUGUGCUUGAGGUUUUCCCUGCAUGUAUGACUAUACUGCAUUCAUGCCUGGUGCCCAUGGAGGCUGAAGCUGCAUUGGAUCCCUUGGAGCCAGAGUUCGAAGUGAGCCACAACGUGGGAGUGCCGCCAAAUCCUGGUACUCAACAAGAGAUGCCAGCGCUAGCCACGGUGCUGUCUGUCCAGCCCUUGGGCAGGCUUUUCACAGUCACAGACUUAAAAUCUACCCAGCAUCAAGUUUACAGUGUGUUUUACUGUAAACAGUCCCCAUGAGCAGGCCACUGCUUGCUGUUGUCCGCUUGGCAGCCUGUCCUCUCUGGUCUGUGGAUUUGCCUGCCUGGGUUAGAUACCAGUGCGACUACACCCAUCCUUCUGUUCCUGGCAUUCUUGAUCAGCAACAACUUCUGGUGUUUUGUCUGGUCUCCGUAGCCCCUGCCGGCCUGUACUUGAUAUGUAGACAGUUUGAACUCAAUGAGAUCUACCUGCCUCUGCUUCCUGAGUGCUGAAAUUAAAGGUGAGGGCCAUCAUACCCAGAGCAGCAAGUUUUUAGCUUAUACAAGUUAGAGCCUGGAGCAGAACUUCCUUCUUUUUCAUGGUUGAGUAGUAUUUCACUGUGUGGGACAAUGUUUUGAGUGUGUCUUCCAAGGUUCUUGACCUCACAGCUCAAGCCCAAUGUGGUAAUGCUAAGGUAGUAGAACCUUUGUUUUCUGUGUGUGCAUGUGUGUUCAGCAGGUCAGACGACAACUUGUAAGAGGAGCUACUUUGCGAUCCCUGGGGAUCAAACUCAGGUCAUCAUGCUUGUCAGCAAGUGCUUUCUCCCUUGAGCCACUCUGCUGCUCAUCACCCUUUUUGAGAUAAGGUAUAGCCCAGACUGGCUCAGACUUAGCCUUCAUCCUGCGUCAGUCUCGCAGAGUUCUGGGGCGAGAAGUACACCAUCAUUUCUCCUGCUUCAGCCUUGACGUCAGUACAGUAGCUGCACAGAACUGGAGUUAGCCAAAGUUUGGGAAAUGAACGAACAAAUAAAGCAAAGAGUAGAUGCAGGUGUCCUAAAAUGGGGGGCCCUGCCCCAUGUCCCCGGAGUUUGCGGCCCAAGCUGACAUAGCUCGGAUGCAGCCACGUACCUGAAGGGCUGCCCAGUGCAGCUCACCUUAUCCUGGCAACAGAAAAAGCUGACAUGGAGGGAGAAGGACCCCAGGGUUCCCCUGCCCUGUUAUCUUCCAUCAGGGUCCCUAUUUCCCCUGCCUUGGUGACCACCACUACCCCCUUCCUUCCUGAAGGGACUCUGGCCAGCUCCAUCGUGUCAAACAUGGCUCUGGCUGGCCUUGCUCCUCUCCACCAUUCCCUCUGCCUUGCUAAAUGUUUGAUUACAUUUCUAAAGCCACUGAAGUCUAUUACAUUAUUUGGCCACUUCCUCCUCCUGGAGCUGACUAACAAGUUCCAGCUAUCAAAGUAUUGAAGUCCAGCAAUUGAGAGUCCCCUUUGGCUCACCUAAUUAAUGUGCCCAAAUAAAAUUAAACACCUCAUCCUAGCACAGGGUUUCCCCCUUUACCUGUAUAAACCGCCAUUCAUCAUGGGCCACAUCUGUCUCCUCUCCAUCCAGAGGCAGUCCCUCCUGGACAGAGAGCCCUUCUCCUUGUUCCUUUUCUCCCCUCUCCUUUGUUCCCUUUCCCUAUUCUCUUUCCCUUCCCUCUUCCUCUGUCUCCCAUCUUUGUCCCUUAUCUGUGCCCUCUGUCCCUCUGGGACAAAUAAAUCUCCUUUGUGCCGAGAAAGUGGUCUUGGGAGUCCUGGGCCCAUACUUUUUCUUUCACUUCCUGUGUCUGUCCAAAGUUUGUGAACCACAUGAGAGUGGGGGAAUUCUACUUUGACAGGCGUCUGACAGGAAGAUGUUACCCUGUGAAGGACCAUAGCCCCCAUAUAGCUCAGAGGAAGUGGGGUGGACAAAGCUAAACCAAAACAGUUCAUGUUCUCCAAGACAGUCACAUGCAAAUGAGAACCCAAAGGGCUGACACCACAUGGUCUAGUGGCUUCUGGACGCUUCUGACCUUCACCCUGGAGGCUGGGGAUCAGCCCUGAGCGAUGGAGGAUGGGAGAGGUCAAGGGAACUCCCAGCCAGUGAAAUCAGAGUACCUUGGCACACCAGGAGCCAAGUCGAAAGUCACUGCGAGAAGUCUCAGUGACACCACGGUGCGCCUGUGCACUGAGCCCCGGGCUCCCAGCUUGGGUGGAUCUACUCGGGUCCUAAGCUGCUUUCCUCCUCUGCUGGGCCUUCGGCAGCCCUGAGGCUCCUAAGCCCACAGGAUGCCAGCUCUGCCCUGGUGUUAGCUUAGAAGGAUGCAAGAGAGAAUGGGACAGGAAGCUCACAGCCAAGCCAGCUUUGCCUGUUAGGCACAGGGACACAUCACCUAGGACCCAGGGUGUGCAGAGGAGCCCCACACACACACACACAGGCAUACAUGCGCGCGCGCACACACACACACACACACACACGCAUGCACGCACACAUGCACACACGCACAUUUUAGUUCAUUUUAAAAUCAGAAGAAAAGUCAGGCAUGGACCAGGCCUGCAGCUCAGUUGGCAGGGUGCUUGCCUGUUGUGAAGGAAGCCCUGGGUGUCAUCACAGCACCAUAGAAGACAGUCACAUGUUCCCAGCACUUGGGAGGUAGAAGCAGGAAAAGCAGAGCUUCAGCAGCAUCCUUAGCUAUAGUGGAUUCUAGGCCAGCCAGGGUUCUUUGAGACCCUGUCUUAGAAAACUAAAUGAAAACCAGGAGGAGGAAGAGGAGUUGAGGGUAGAGAAGGGAGAGAGGGAGGAGAACUAGAUUAGUCCAGGUUUGCUUUCUUGCUUUGGUUUUGUUUGGACUUUGAAUUUGAGUCUCCCUAUGUAGCCCAGGCUAGUCUGGAACAAACCCCAAAUCCUUCUGCCUCAGGCUUCAUGAGCGCUGGGAUACAAACCUGAGCCAUCACACUUUCACACUGACCUAGCAGGCAACACAAGUGUAGCAUGUCAUUUCAGACGUGUUUUUGCAAAGGAAGGCGUGAUAGAACUGUGUGUGCAGUGAGCCUGUGCACUUCCACGUCUCUGUCCAACCUCGGGGUUUUUGCACAUGCUGUUUCCUGUUUACCACUGUUCCUGCACUUUAUACCUCCUUCAGUCUCUCCUGCUUGUCCCCUUUUACUUUCUGAGUGCCGUAUGAUUACUUCAGGGCUGCAGUAAGGAGCUGGGAAUGAGUUCAGCUGCAGAGUGCUUGUAGCUCAGUUGGUAGAGUGCUUGUAGCUCAAUUGGUAGAAUACUUUCAGCUCAGUUGGCAGAACGCUUGCCUAGCAAGCCUGAAGCCCUGGUUCCAUCCCCAGCAGUACAUAAUCUUGGCAUGAUGGCACAGGCCUACCAGUAUUCAGGAGGCGGAGGCAGGAGUUCCAGGUCAUCCACAGCUACAUAUUAAGUUCCAAGCCAGCCUGGGCUACAUAAAACUGUGUCUCAAAAAACCAAGAGAAUAUUGAUAUUAGGAAGGAGAGCUGCGGCUGUCUGAGGAGAUCCAUGGAGCAGGUCUCUACCUGCAGAGUAAAGUAGGUACGGAGCAAAGUCUUGGCAGGAACCAGUAUGAGCCCCAGCUGCAGACAGAAGCCUUGAGCAACAUUCUGGUCCCGCCCUGUUCACCUGCUGGAGGAAACAGGAACUGCCUGGGGCUGCCCGCCCUGCCCCUCUGACGUGCAGACCCUGAAUCGAAACCUAGGUUCUCCGGCAGCUCUUCGGAACACAGCCCAGGCUCUCCAAGGUGAGUGCCUUCCCUGGUUGCCAUGGCGGAAGGCGGGAGGCUGCCCCCACCGCUGCCCCCUCGGCUGGACUGGUUUGUGCACACCCAGGCGGACCUGCUGACCCAGUUCAGAAUCCCUGAAUGGUUCCAUGGCGCCAUCUCUCGAGAGGCAGCUGAGAAGCUGUUGGAGUCACAACCACCAGGGACCUUUCUUCUCCGAGUCAGCCACAGCCAUGUGGGCUACACCCUUUCCUACAAAGCCCAGACAUGCUGCCGUCACUUCAUGGUGAAGCUUUCAGAUGAUGGGACGUUCACCCUCGCUGGGGACCACAUGACCCACGCCUCUCUGGACGCCCUGGUCACCUUCCACCAGAAGAAGCCUAUUCGACCAUAUGGAGAGCUGUUGACCCAGGCCUGCGGGCAGGACGACCCUGCAAACGUGGACUAUGAAGAUCUCUUCCUGUACUCAAAUGCUGUGGCUCAGGAUGCUGAAAGCCAAGUUCAGAAGCCUUCCUCCUGCCCACCCGAGGAGGCUUCUGAAAGGAGACCAUCCAGAGCAACUGAUGAAGAGCUCGCAUCGGCUCCCUGCUCCCCAAAAGCACCUUUUGAGGAAGCGGGACAAAGACUGUGGAAGAACCUGAGGUCACUGCCUCAGACUAGCUGGAGGGUGAAACAGCGGCUCACCUCACACCUGCUGGGGGAUGCCAAGCACCAGCAGCAUCGCAGCCCUGUGACCCGGGCAGCCAGCUGGGAUAGCUCCAGCCCCUCGGACCCCUGUGCGGCCACCUCUCUCCAAAGCUCCGAAGAGCCCGAGGCCUGGAAAGGCAGAGGAGCCACCCUCAGGGCCUCCAGGCCUGCUAGCUGGAGGGAGGUGGUCUCAGGGGUCAGAGCCUGGCCUGGAAAGGUGGUGAGGGCCCUGUCGGCCCAGGGAAGCAGGCCAGAGCCUGUAGACUUGCUGGAAGCCCAGGACUGGCUACCGGAGGAAUACCUCCCACCACCGCCUUUUGCCCCUGGGUACUGAGAGUGCCUCCAGGAUCUUGUACAUUCGGCUCCUUUUAAGGUCUGGCCCCUGUCCGCACAACUAGGGAACUGUGCUAAAGAGGUACAGAGCUGAAUCCAGCCGAGAGAACUGGUUUAAUGGUAACAGAAUUAAUGCUGCCACUUUAAGGGCCAAGUGAGAUGGCCCAGCGAGGAAGGGGGUGAAAGGUACUUGCUUCCAAGCCAGACGACUGAGUUCCAGCCCCAGGACUCACAUGAGGAGAGGAGGACCAGCUCCAGAAAGUUGUCCUCAGACCUCUACACAACCAUAAGUAAAUAUAACUUUAAAAGACUUCAGAAGUGACUUGGUGGGCCCAGCAUGAGCCUGUCUCACCUCUUUGACCAUGUGUAUCCAUGGGCCCAACAUCUCACAUAGCCACAUUGAAUUAAAAAUAUUUUUCUGAAA
Molecule: messenger RNA, 7230 nt
Organism: Meriones unguiculatus (Mongolian gerbil)
Lineage: Eukaryota; Metazoa; Chordata; Mammalia; Rodentia; Muridae
Gene: Hsh2d
Product: hematopoietic SH2 domain containing
Exons: 6
Coding region: 5830-6807 (325 amino acids)
Cellular component (GO): cytoplasm
Source: RefSeq, a predicted model, not a curated record